UUACACAGGUAUUUUUCUAUAUAUUUAUAAAAUCAAAAAUUCAAAAUUAUCAGUUACCUUUGGAAGAAAUUGACAAUGGACGAAGAUGCUGCAAAAGAAGAACAACAACCAACAUCAAGUAAGAAAGAGAAUUUGAGGGCUAAUAAUGGAGAUGAUCAUAGUCCACAUGAUGAUAAAAGGAAAUAUGAGACAAGGCAGAAAUGUGACGAGAAAGGGACCGAUGCUGUUUCAAAUAGCGAAUCUUUUACAUCGUCUUACUCUGCUAGAAGUAGGCUUGAGAUCGUGGAGGCUAAACUUAGAGGGACUAAAGGUCAGAAGAAGAAGCCAAAUAGACGGAUUAUUGGGAAAGCUGAGAAGAGAAACCGGUCGGCCACCAGGCGCCGGGUCAUACGCAAGGCAGCGCCCAAAAGGAAGCCCAGGGUACGGAAAGAGCGCGAGCCUUCUGUGUCUACAAUAUUCACCAGGUUAUAUUAGGGUCUUUGAUGUUUUUAUAUACGUAUUUAUCGUAAAAUAUAGAAUUGUUGGGAACAGAGAGGC
Molecule: messenger RNA, 537 nt
Organism: Amyelois transitella
Lineage: Eukaryota; Metazoa; Arthropoda; Insecta; Lepidoptera; Pyralidae
Exons: 1
Coding region: 76-474 (132 amino acids)
Source: RefSeq, a predicted model, not a curated record